GUUGCCGGAAGUGACGUCACGGCCGUUCCAACAGCUGCGAGUCGAGGCAGCGCGACUGAUCUGCGGCAGAGCUGAGGCGAGAGGAGUCGUACAAGGAGUGACACCAGCAGCCUCCAGCGGUGUGUGUGUGUGAGAGAGAGAGAGAGUCGGAGCGACGGCAGAUUGAACCCUUUGUGGACAAAGGCCUUGCCAAACCAUGGUGGAUUACUACCAGAUCCUGGGAGUGAGCAAAAAUUCCUCCCAGGAGGAUAUCAAAAAAGCGUACAGAAAACUUGCUCUUAAGUGGCAUCCAGACAAGAAUCCAGAAAACAAAGAGGAGGCAGAGAGAAAAUUUAAGGAGCUUUCAGAGGCCUAUGAAGUCUUAUCAGAUGCAAACAAGAGGGACAUAUAUGAUCGAUAUGGUAAAGAAGGCUUGUCUGGAAACGGUGGAGGACACUACCACAACGGUGACCCGUUCCGGGGGGUCUUCACGUUCCGAAACCCAGAAGACGUCUUCAGGGAAUUCUUUGGCGGUCGAGACCCAUUUGCAGAUUUCUUUGAUGACCCUUUCGACGACCCCUUCUUUGGUGGUGGGCGGAGCCAUCAUCGCGGCAUGAGUCGGAAUCGAAUGGAUGGGCCUUUCUUUGCGGGAUUUGGAGGUUUUCCUUUCGGGGGCGGUUUCUCAGGGUUCGACACAGGUUUCUCCUCCUUCAGCUCAAUAGGUGGCAGCGGCGGCUUUGCUUCAUUCUCCUCGUCGUCAUUCGGUGGUGGUGGUGGUGGAAUGGGGAACUUCCGCCAAGUGUCCACCUCUACCAAAUUCAUCAAUGGAAGAAAAAUCACAACAAAGAGGAUUGUAGAGAACGGACAGGAGCGCGUCGAGGUGGAAGAGGACGGCCAGCUAAAAUCUCUCACUGUCAAUGGUGUGCAUGACCUGGAAGCCUUAGAGGAUGAGCGCCGCUCUCGCAGGCAGAACAUGCUGACCGCCGCCCCCUCGGUACCGCGCUACCUGAGGAACGGCCCCCAGAGCGCCGCCGAGGAAGAGGAAGAGCGUGGCUCUCCCAGCCCCAUGCCGGGCCAGUCCAGAGGGCACACGGACAGCAAGAGGAGGAAGCCGUGGCUCAGGGAGGAGGCCAAAAAGAAAAAGACCCCCCGGGUGACGCAUCGGACGGGCUUCUGGUUUUAGGAGCGCAGCCCCCCGUGGAGCCGAGGAAGGGCGGAGGCCACCUGGAGAAGCGCGCACCGCCGAUGGCGCCGGCUGUCUCGGCACACGCCCCGCCCCGUCCCGCCCCCCUGCCCCGCCCUCCCUCGACUCACCGGGCCAUCCCGGGCCUUCUCCCGGCGCUGUCUUCCCGAUCUCCGUUAGCGAGUGCGCGUCCAGUCUGUAAUCCCUGUCUCCAUCUGCUCUGUGUCCCCCCCCCCCCCCCC
This is a messenger RNA of Scleropages formosus (Asian bonytongue), 1404 nucleotides long. RefSeq names its product DnaJ heat shock protein family (Hsp40) member B6b (gene dnajb6b). The transcript is spliced from 10 exons. Gene Ontology annotation, molecular function: Hsp70 protein binding. Bases 197 to 1162 code for a protein of 321 amino acids. Lineage: Eukaryota; Metazoa; Chordata; Actinopteri; Osteoglossiformes; Osteoglossidae. The record is from RefSeq and is a predicted model, not a curated record.